AUGGAGCAACGCAUAAAGUUUUGCUUCAAGUUAGGCGAAACGGCGACGGUGACACAUGACAUGUUAAUGAAAGUUCACGGUCAGGAAGCAGUGAGUAAAAAGUAUGUUUAUGAGUGGUUUAAACGCUUUAUAGACGGAAAGGAGGAUGUCAAAGAUGAGCCGCAGUCGGGGCGCCCUACAACAAGCACAACUCCAGACAAUGUAGAACGAGUUCGACGGAUGCAUGCGGCAGAUCGACGACUAUCUUUAAGAAUGAUAGCUGGCGAAUUGCAGAUAAGAAUAGACAGUGUGAGCACCAUUGUGCACAAACAUUUGCAUAAACGUAAGAUAUGA
Messenger RNA from Stegodyphus dumicola, 333 nucleotides. RefSeq names its product protein GVQW3-like. The record is from RefSeq and is a predicted model, not a curated record. Lineage: Eukaryota; Metazoa; Arthropoda; Arachnida; Araneae; Eresidae.